This is a messenger RNA of Homalodisca vitripennis (glassy-winged sharpshooter), 783 nucleotides long. RefSeq lists its product as uncharacterized. NCBI's taxonomy places the organism in Eukaryota, Metazoa, Arthropoda, Insecta, Hemiptera, Cicadellidae. The transcript is spliced from 4 exons. The coding region runs from base 355 to 669 and encodes 104 amino acids. The record is from RefSeq and is a predicted model, not a curated record. Gene Ontology annotation, molecular function: RNA binding.
UGAAGGAAGUUUAGUUUGUGCUCACUUGCGGCCUGCGCGGUAUACCGUUAUUUAAUUUGACGGAUUCACCAGAGUGGGAAUAUUUCAGUACGGUAUACACGUGAUGUACACUGUGAAUAGUAUAUUGUUGUCAUUCCGGUUCGUUAUCUGUAUUCUGUAAGUGUUCUAACUGUAACUGUUCUUGUCUCAUUCGAAUUUAUUAGUGGAAGUUUUAAAAAAAUUAUAUCUUGUAUUGUUGAUUUUUCAAAAUUAUUGGAGGUUAUAUUGUAUGCAUAACCUGUUCACAACGUCUCUGUGGAACUUAAUCUCAAUCUCAAUUGGUUAAUUUCAAAGGUGUGGUGACGUACUGCAAAUAUGUCAACUUCUAGUUCCACUAGAGGUGUUGGAAGAGGACGAGGUCUAAAUAUCCCGUACAAUCCACAUAGGAGUUUGGAAAUGUGGGAGGGUCGACCCGGUCAUCCUGCAGGUGGAACUCCCUCUGUUAUCAAACCUGACCCGAAAUCUGGUUGCUACAAGCUCCAUGUCAAAUCCAUUCCUUUGAGUUGGAAUGAGAACUCGUUGAGAAAUGCGUUUCAGAAAGUAGGAAGUCCUGUGUCCAUAUAUAUGAGUCCACAUACUCCUGGCACACCAUUCAAGUGGGGUUUUGUUGAGUACGCAACAUUGGAGUAAGUACUGGUUUGUUUUCCAAUUAUGAUCAUGUACUUAAAAUGUCAUUGCCCUUGGUAUAAAUAAAUAAAAUGACAAUUCUAUUUAUUUCCAUUUCUGUAGAACAAGAAAAAGAUU